CGGCGCCGGAGGCGGAUGGCGGGAAGGCCCGGCGGCGGGGGGCUCCACGGCGGCGAGGACGACGCCGAGGAGGGCGGGGAGGAGGCGAUGGGGUCGAGCGCGCUGGAGGCGGCGCUGGCCCUGCUGGAGGACAGCUGCCAUCUGCUCAAGGGCCGCGGCGGGCCGGACUGUGAGGAGGAGGAGGAGGAGGAGGAGCGGGAGGGCGGGGGAAGGUCCCGGCCGCAGCCCCCCGAGCUGCCCCUCGUCUUCCUCUGCGCCCGCUGCAAGCGGCCCGUCGGAGACUCCCUGGCCUGGGUGGCCAGCGACGAGGAGGGCAGCGCCGUCCUCCUCCGCUGUGUCUCCCCAAAUGUGUCUGUGGAUAAGGAGCAGAAGCUCUCUAGUCGUGCAAACGAAUACGGUUGCUUGAUCGAGACUCUCUUUUGCGCCGGCUGCUCCCUGAACCUCGGCAGCAUCUUCAGGUGCACGCCCCGACACCUCGACUUCAAGCGCGACUUAUUCUGCUUGAGCGUCGAUGCCAUUGAGAGUUACGUUUUGGGUUCCUCGGAGAAGCCGGCGGUGCCCGAGUCGGACGGGCCUCUGUUGACUCUGCAGAGCCGGGCUGUAUUGGAAGAAGCUCUGGAACGGGCGGCCGUGGUCCUGAAGGAGAUGGGGAUGAGGCUGUCCGUGGUGGAGUCCAAACUUGCUUCUUUAUAACCAGCGGAGAGGACACCCUCCCUCUCCUCCAUGCCCCGCGCCCUCCCGGGGACCGUCGGGCAGGGGGGUGGCAUCCUCUCCGCCGGCGGCGCCGCCCGACCCCCCGACUCCCUGCUCGGGCCGCCGGAUCUGAGCCCCGAGCAGCGGCGUGGGGCCGGAAGGGACACUUCUGGAGACGGGGGCUGCCGGGUCAGAUGUGAGCCUUGUUUUUCGUCCAGUUAUGUCGGGAGAGACUUCCCUAUCUUCUGAGCUCUUCGUUCGACCAGCUUCAGCCACCCCCCGGAAAGAGCUGAAAAUGUGGAGAAGUUUAGGAUGUUGAGGGUAGUUUGUCCCCUCUAGGGAAUUUUCUGCAACUGUUACUUUGUUCCCCUGGUGCCGUGGCUGGUCUCUCUUGGGGCCUGUUUGCCCCAGAGCCCCGAGCGUCGGGAGGAGGGGGCUGAGAGGGGAGCGCCCAGGGCCCGGGGGGCCGGGAGGCGAGCACUGGGGGUCACCGGGACCAAAACAUUUGCCUCCGUCUCCCCCGGCCCCCGUUCUUUCUGGUGCCGUACCAGGAUCACUGGCGUUUCAGUCGGCGGGGAGAUGGGGGGAGGCCUUUGUUUUGUUUUGUUUUUUCCCCCUUACUAGCUGUUUUCAUAAAGAAUAUUAAAGCCAACAAUUUCUGGAAAGAA
Ornithorhynchus anatinus (platypus) is the source of this 1361-nucleotide messenger RNA. It is a transcript of the gene MIS18A, whose product is annotated as MIS18 kinetochore protein A. Gene Ontology annotation, biological process: chromosome segregation; CENP-A containing chromatin assembly. Lineage: Eukaryota; Metazoa; Chordata; Mammalia; Monotremata; Ornithorhynchidae. Gene Ontology annotation, cellular component: nucleus; chromatin; chromosome, centromeric region. The coding region runs from base 16 to 693 and encodes 225 amino acids. The record is from RefSeq and is a predicted model, not a curated record. The transcript has 5 exons.